GCGUGGCUUCCAUAUCGAUACCUGCCAGUGCGUGCGAAAUACUCGACGUGGUAUCCGUGUAGCAGCACUCUCGUCACGCUUCACUCGUCAAGCAACGCCCCAUUCUAACGCCUGUUCAUGAUGGCUAGCUGGAGGCUUACAGCGCUUGCAGUACUGCUCGCUGGAUUUCAAUCAGCGAUCUGCGUUGACGAAGUGGAGGACAAGUGCAACGUGAUCAAGGCCACCACCUGCUACUGGGCUGAGGCGAAAGUUCAUGGAGUCGAUGUUUUGCUGCCGCAUGGGUCAACGCCUUACCCAAGCGACGUGUGCCGCACGCCGGCAGAAUUCCCCGAGCAGUCCGUAUGUGAGGACUACUACGGCGCUUGUGAAGAGCCCGAAAAAGCACUUUUCCAUGAAAAGGAGGAAGGCUACACCAUGCUUCGGUUCCUGCUCCUCAAUAAGACAAUGUGUGAAGGUGUGAACAAACUGAGCACAUGCAUUCACAAUGAGACCAUGGCAGAAUGCGCCGUCAAGAUCGCCCAGGAGUUUUCUUUGGAGAACGCAAAGCAAAACGAGCUGGCCGCAAAGAACCUCAGCGAUUGCCUCGGGGAAGCUCUGAAGCCCUGCUCCACUGGCGAAGUGGGAGAGUUUAAACAGUACCUGGAAAACGUGGCCACUGCUGUCCAACACCUGUACAAUCACAAGGAGCAGCCGGUGACACCGACCGAGCCCUCAACCACGGAGUCCUCGACUACCACCGUCUCACCCACCGAACAAACCACAACUCCGGAGCCUGUGACUGCAACAACCACCGAGCCUGUCACGGCUACAACCGUCGAGCCUGUCCCGACUACAACCAGCGUGCCUCCUACGACGCAAGGUCCCCCUGGCGCUGCUUCGACGGCACAAGCGGUCGGGGCCUUUGGCGUAGUGGCGAUCGCAUGGCUUGUGCGGGCUGCGUGAUUGACAAAAAACGUUCGUAGAUUCAAACUAGUGGUGCUGACGGCAGCAGCCACCAUGAACUCGCCAUCUUCCCAUUGGGAACUCUGCUUUGUUCGAGACUAUUUACCGAAAUAAACAUACAAGACACCCGGUAA
Messenger RNA from Dermacentor albipictus, 1076 nucleotides. RefSeq lists its product as uncharacterized. The record is from RefSeq and is a predicted model, not a curated record. Lineage: Eukaryota; Metazoa; Arthropoda; Arachnida; Ixodida; Ixodidae.